Messenger RNA from Brassica napus (rape), 1793 nucleotides. Its product is annotated as zinc finger protein 4. Gene Ontology annotation, biological process: negative regulation of abscisic acid-activated signaling pathway. The transcript is spliced from 2 exons. The record is from RefSeq and is a predicted model, not a curated record. NCBI's taxonomy places the organism in Eukaryota, Viridiplantae, Streptophyta, Magnoliopsida, Brassicales, Brassicaceae. The coding region runs from base 913 to 1680 and encodes 255 amino acids.
UUGGGUCAAAGACAGAGUUAAUUAAUAACUGGAGUUAUGGACUCCGAGUCUGAAACCAAUUGAACCAUCACACACAUACAUGAUGAAUCAUUAUAAAAUCACAAGAAACUAAAUAAAAGAAGAAUAUUAUCCGAAUUUAAGAACUCUACUCUGACUUAAGUGUGAGACGUCCCACCAUUGUCCCCUCCACUGCCGCUCACAGCAACCUUAGCUUUUCCUAUACGCAAUCCGUUUUUUAGCCGGGGUUCUUAACUGAUAAUUUGUAUUUUUUUUCACGCUUUUCGGCUAAGAGACGGUUCUUAUAUCUCUUAUUUAAAAGACGGUUUUUAGCUUUUCUUAGUUAAAAUUUAAGAAAAAAUAAGAACCGUCUCUUAACCGAAGUUAAAAACCCCAGUUAAGAGAGUAGGGUUAAUCAUGUUCUUCCACUAUACAAUCCACUCGCUCUUCUCUUCUUUUGUGCUCCAAAACCAAACAUAAUAACACUCACAAACUCUCACAUCCCUCUCACAUCUCUCUCAUCUCACUCUAUUCUCCUCUUUCUUUUUAAAUCCCCAAAUUACCCUGGAAAUCGGUGGAGACAAAGCUGAUCAUAGCUCUCAAUUCUUUCUUCAAAUUCCAAGCCUCUGUCUCCUCAUCAUCUUAAGAGAACUAUAAUGUCACAGGGUUGCUUGGAAUAUGAAUUUCAGGAAAGUCCACUUGUUAUUUCUUAAAUUAUAAUUUUUAUUACAGUAUAUUUAAAGACAUUCUCGACUUUGUUUGGACAUACCCAAUCGUGAUCAUCAAAGUUCUUAAAGUUAUUAUUACUUUCUACGUAUUUCUCAAUUAUUACUGAUCUAGACAUUUUCACUUUCUCUAAAUAUUUAAAAAUUGUUACAGAAAAAGAUAAAACAACCUUUAGUUGCUGCCCAAACUAUGAGAUCCAUCUUAGACCUUGAGGCUGAAGCUUCAUCGGAACAUAAUCAUCCAGAAGAUACCACCAGUAGCCAAGCUGCCUCGAACUUAUAUCCGGUAGCAGAAAACUGCAGACCCAUCUCUCUGAAUCUUAGCCUUCGUUUCGACGACAACAACAAUUUGGAUCUUGAAUCAUCUUCUUUGACGCUGCCAAUUUCGAGCACGAGCGAAAGUAACAACCCAGAGCAACAACAGCAACAACAACAACAACCGUCUGCAUCGAAGAGAGUCUUUUCUUGCAACUACUGUCAAAGGAAGUUUUACAGCUCUCAGGCUCUUGGCGGUCACCAGAACGCUCACAAACGUGAAAGAACGCUCGCAAAACGUGCUAUGCGUAUGGGUCUGGCUGGGGUUUUCCCUAGAGGAUCCAGUAGCCCCUACGCCACAGCUGCUCUCUCUUGCCUCCCGCUGCAUGGUAACAUGACAUCAGUCAGGACUUUGGGAAUACAGGCGCAUGGCUCGUCCCACGACCUAAGGCCAGCACCAGAAACGAUUAUUAGAAACAUUGCCAGGUUUAACCAGGGGUAUUUUAGUAAUUGUGUACCUUUCUACGUGGAGGACGACGGUACCGAGCUCCUCUGGCUGGGGAGUUUCAGACAAGCGGCGGGUGCUGCGGUUGCGGCUGAAGCUUGUAAUGAUAAUUUAGGUGAAAGUAAAAUGGAUUUCUUGGAGGUAAAAAAAGCAGUGGAUAUGGAGAGUUGUCUUCCAGAUCUAACCUUGAAGCUUUGAGCUAUCUUUUUUUUUAAUUCUUAAUUUGCUUGCACGAGCUACAUAUAACUCUAUUAUGUACAGUGAGAAUUUCACAAACCAUUAUGAUCAAAUAAUAUUCUCUCGUUAACUUG